Molecule: messenger RNA, 952 nt
Organism: Paramuricea clavata
Lineage: Eukaryota; Metazoa; Cnidaria; Anthozoa; Malacalcyonacea; Plexauridae
Source: the annotation of a GenBank genome assembly
AUGGCCCCUUCAAAGAAACAAAAAAUUUCCAAAGCUGAGAAAUUAUUAGCAAAAGAAAAAUCUAAGAAAGCUCAUGCAGCAAGAGGUCUAGGGACUGGUAGCCGAAAGAAUUUCACGCUUCCGUCCAGCUGGCAGGAGAAAACAUAUGAUAACAAGCCACUACGUUUUGUAAGCCCUGGGAAAACCGAAUACAAAACGCAGAAGGAUGUAGAGAAAGCUUUAGUAUCGACAAAUUUGAAGGAUUGCUUCAACAACCUUCCUGAAACGUCUGAAGAGGAAAGUGUAGGUGAUGAUGAUUCAGACUAUGUGCCAAGUUCAGAAGAAAAUACAUCCAUGGUUAGGUCUAAUAAAGACAAUCAAAAAGUAGAAAGGAGAUUAUUUGUGUGCGAGUCAACUCAGGUUGCUGACCUUGUUAAUCAAAUCAACAAGACUUCUAAAUGCUCCACAAAAGAUUGUAAUGGUAGGUGAACACUGCAUUAAUUAUUUAUUAAAUACACUCUAUGUCAAACCAACUUUUUUAAUACAGUAAAUUGUAUUUGGAUGUGUCAUUAAAACUUGUCAUAAUCUCAUGUAUAGAUAAAUAAAAAAUGUAUUGUUAGGAAAUGAAACGUUGGAUUAGAUUUAUUAAAUUUAUGAGGUAUUUAUCAAAAAUUUGCUUGAAGUUAAGAAAUUAAAUGGUACACGUUUCUGGGACACUUCAGUACCAGCACGACUGGCAGUAGGUCAAUAAGUUGAUUAGUAUCUCAUUUUCUCUUUUCCAUCAACAGGCAUUCUCAUUGUUGCAAAGAUCGAGACAAUAGGACUGGGUGGAACCCUGAAAAUUGCAUUCAGUUGCAAUGGUUGUGAUAUGCGGACGGUAAAUUUUAAUGGUUCGGCCCUUGUUGAAGGUUCCAAACGUACUGUAGUUGGUUUGGCUUUGGCAUUUUUUGUUACAGGACAUGGCUAUACUUAG